CAAAGGUAAGCCUUAAACCAUGGUUCAAUAGAUUGAACUUGAGUCGGGAUUUUAUUCGUAUAUUUUCCCGUCUCAUGUCCAAUCAUUGUUCCUUAGACGCGGUACUCUAUCGUUUUGACAUUGCUGGCAGCAAUUUGUGUAGUUGCGGCCAAGGUUACCAUGACAUCGAGCAUAUUGUCUGGUCGUGUGAGGUCCAUCUUGUCGCCAGAACGAAUUUAAUAGACUCCCUUAGGGCCCGAGGAAAACCACCUAAUGUUCCAGUUAGAGAUGUACUAGCUGUGCUAGAUUUGGACUACAUGUUCGAAAUCUACCUUUUUCUAAAAGCUAUCGAUCUUCGUCUAUAAUUUCUUUUUUAUUUUCAUAUUUCCCUUUCUAUCUUCCUUUCUCCUCUCACAAAGUGUUAAGUUAAGAAAACAAUUGUAAACAACAAAAUCGAUUUUGGCUCCUUAAAGCCUAAAGGUAUGAGCCGUUUCAAAUAAAGAAUUGUUAAAAAAAAAAAAAAUAUUUCCAUAUUCCUAAAGUCAUAAUACAAUAUUAAUUAUGGAGGUGCACAUUUUCGAAAAAUAUCCGGUGAACCGGUAAAAAUGGCAUAUUUCGUUAACUUAAAUACUUAAAAAAAAGCUGCAAAUUAUGUUUUCCUAUUUCUGAGAUUAUUUGGCCCUUCUGUAGCCUAGAACGGCUCCACCACUCCUCAACCGGAACCAAGCCUGGAUGGAAGACAUCUUUUAAUUAUCGAGAUGAUUGGGGACCUUAACAAAAACAAUAAUUACUUUUUCUCAUAACCUGCUAAAAUAAACAAUAAAAUACUAACCAUUUUCUGUUUUAAAAUUCUUGUGCCUCUGAUAAACUUCCAUCAGCGGCUUCCGGAUUUGUUUUUAUCUGCCUACCGUCUUGUUUUGGCAGCAGUCAUUCAUCUCAGAGGAAUAUCAUGCCCAGAACCGUUUUUGUACUGGAAAACGAAAAACCACGUCAGUUAAAUAAUGAUAACAAACGAAGUUUUUUUUUUUUUUUGUUAUUUCUUUAUUUGAAACGGCUCAUACCUUUAGGCUUUAAGGAGCCAAACUCUUUUUGUUUUUUUUACAAUAGUUUGCUUACUUCUAGUUCACUUUUUUUUAAAGAAAAGAAAAUAGAUAGGGAAAUAUGAAAAUAAAAAGAAUUAUAGACGAAGAUCAAUAGCUUUAAGGAAAAGAUAUAUUUCGAACAUGUGGUCCAAGUCUAUCACUGCCAGCACAUCUUUCACUGGAACAUAGGGUGGUUUUCCUCGGGCCCGAAGGGAGUCUAUGAAAUUCGUUCUAGCGACAAGAUGGACCUCGCACGACCAAACAAUAUGCUCGAUGUCGUGGUAACCUUGGCCGCAACUACACAAAUUGCUGCCAGCAAUAUCAAAACGAUAGAGUACCGCGUCUAAGGAACAAUGAUUGGACAUGAGACGGGAAAAUAUACGAAUAAAAUCCCGACUCAGGUCCAAUCUAUUAAACCAUGGUUUAAGGCUUACCCUUGGGAUAAUCGAGUGCAGCCACCGACCACCCAAGCAACCAAAAGUCGCCUACUUACUUAAACAUGGAAUUCCCAAGUUCACAUUUGGCUGAAAAAAGCUUUUUCGCGACUUUUAGGUACUCAUGUUACGUAGAACGUACCUAGGAACCUUGAGCGCCUUCUGAAAGGUAAAAAAGGUGGACACGGAACUUCUAAGCGCUUUCCAUGCAACUUGUGUACACCCAUGUGUUGUGGACUUUGUAAGCGAUCAUUAAGCUACUUGGAAGUGCUUAAAGAAAACUUAUAUGGGACUUUUAAGCGAUUUGUCAAAAUUUUCAGAAUUUGUUGUUGAUGUUUUUGUUGUUGGAGUUGUUGCUUUACAAUUUAUUGACUCGCUGUUGACUGUCAACAUUGAUAAAAUAAAAAUGGAAUACUCAAAGAAAAUUAGAAAAUCUGGCUUAUUUUACUAUCGACGAAGAAGGUUGGAACAAAAAUGGGAAGAGGAGAAUUCAACCGUUGCUGAGAACAGAGGUAGGAAAAAAUAUACUUACGUUCAUUUGACCACAGAUGAAAUUUGACUAACUUCCGAUUUUAGAGAACCAAUGGAAUCGCAAUCAUCAAAAUCAAUCGCAAAAUCUUCCAGAAUGUUCUUUAUUUCAAUCUCAAAAUGUUGGAAAUGAAGAUAGCUGCGAAGUUUGUUCUGAAUAUGACCAAUUCAGCGAAGAAGAUGAGUAUCAUGAAAAUACACCAGAAGACACAAAUAUUAUCGACAAGCUAAACCUUGAAGAAUGCCUUCGAUAUUGGGCAUUCAAAACCGGACAAACACAUGCUGCAAUAAACCUCAUCAUGGAAAUCAUAAGGCGUAAAACUGACGGAAAGAAGCUUCCACUUUCUGCAAGAACAUUGUUGAAGACUUCGAGAACUGAAACUUCGAAAAUUUUAGCUAUACCUGGUGGACAAUAUUGGUAUAGGGGAUUGCAAGCCUGUUUGAACAAUUGUUUUCAAAAUCUUCAAAAGCCGAUGUCCAUCUCCAUUAAUAUAAAUAUCGAUGGAUUGCCUAUGUAUAAAAGCAGCAGACUACAGCUCUGGCCCAUUUUGAUUAAUAUAUUCGAAAUGCCAGAUUUGAAUCCCAUGCCAGUUGCAAUCUACUGUGGGAAUAACAAACCAUCUGACUUAGACAGCUUUUUGAAACCAUUUGCAGAUGAAUUGGAUGUAAUUACAUCAAAUGGUUUAUGUAUAAAUGGACACCAUCAAGAUCAGAUGUUUUAUUUGCGAUUCACCUGCCCGUUCAUUUAUAAAAGGAGUAGCGAAUUUCAAUUCCAAAAAUGGAUGUUUGAAAUGUACUUGUGAAGGAGAGUACUCAUACGACUCGAAAACAGUUGUGUUCACAUCCAUAGAAAAUACCAAGCGAACGGAUGAAGAGUUCCGAAAAAACGCUUAUGAACUACACCAAAAAUGUUCAACGCCCCUUACUAUAAUUAAAACGCUUGAUACUAUUGAGGACAUUAUAGUUGGCGACAGGCUACAUCUGAUCGAUUUGGGAGUCAUGAAACGAUUGUUAAUUGGCUGGAGAGACGGUACGUUGGGGUUCCGAACAAAGCUUUCAAACCAACAAACGAACGACAUGAGCAGAGCACUGAAAGGUAUAAAACUUCCAUCAGAAAUACACAGAAAGUUCAGAGGAUUAGAUAAUCUGUAUCACUGGAAAGCAUCUGAGUUCAGCUCGUUCCUUCACUAUGCAAGUAUUGUUGUAUUGAAAAAUUUCUUACCAGAAGAACACUUUAAACACUUUUUACUACUAUUCAGCGCAAUCACAAUACUUUCAUGUGACGAAUAUCGAAGGUUAUUUAAUGUUGCUAAAGUUAUGUUGGUGACGUUUGUUGAACAAUAUAAGACACUGUAUGGUACAAAGUAUAUGACAAGCAAUGUUCAUAAUUUGCUCCACAUAGGGGAUGAAGUUGUCAAAUUUGGUAACUUGAAUACGAUUUCGGCUUACGCGUUCGAAAAUGAACUUAAAAAUUUAAAAAAUCUGGUCAGAAGUGGUUGGAAAUGUUUGGAACAAGUUGUUAAUCGUUUGUCAGAAGUACAAUGUCAUAACAUAUAUCGAGAUGAAUCUUCUAUUAAUUAUCCUUAUAAAACACCAUCUGGGGUAGUCUUAUUCAAACCUGGAUUUCUUUUGAAAAACAGCACGCAAGAUUGUUGGUUUCUAUCCAAGAAGAAAGAAAUAGUUCAAUUUGUAAAAGCUGAUUCAGAAACUGAACUUGUUAUUCAUGGACGAAGUAUAAAAGUUAAAAGCGAUUAUUUCGAUUAUCCUCAUAAUUCUUCUGACAUAAAUGUAUUCAAAGGAAAUAUUGACAGUUUAACGAAGUAUGAUUCGGUGUAUAAAUGUGAUGAUAUAAAAUGUAAGCUUGUAGCAAUUAACUGUGGUUCUCAUUAUAUAUUUAUACCGUUAUUGCAUACAAUGCAAAUAUAAAGGUUUUUUUUAACAAGUACUUAGAUUUUAGACUAAAACAAUUCAAAUGAAUUGAACUACACUUAUCUAGCAGUAAAACAAAUGAUUUCAUGCUACCUAGCAAAAACAAAACAAAUUAUUUCAUGUUAUCAUAGGAUGUAAGUUGUUGUAAAUAUUAAUA
Molecule: messenger RNA, 4109 nt
Organism: Uranotaenia lowii
Lineage: Eukaryota; Metazoa; Arthropoda; Insecta; Diptera; Culicidae
Exons: 3
Coding region: 2717-3949 (410 amino acids)
Source: RefSeq, a predicted model, not a curated record